Suncus etruscus (white-toothed pygmy shrew) is the source of this 4005-nucleotide messenger RNA. RefSeq names its product inositol polyphosphate-5-phosphatase J (gene INPP5J). Gene Ontology annotation, biological process: negative regulation of peptidyl-serine phosphorylation; phosphatidylinositol dephosphorylation. Gene Ontology annotation, molecular function: phosphatidylinositol-3,4,5-trisphosphate 5-phosphatase activity; phosphatidylinositol-4,5-bisphosphate 5-phosphatase activity. Bases 49 to 3090 code for a protein of 1013 amino acids. Lineage: Eukaryota; Metazoa; Chordata; Mammalia; Eulipotyphla; Soricidae. The record is from RefSeq and is a predicted model, not a curated record. The transcript has 13 exons. Gene Ontology annotation, cellular component: plasma membrane; ruffle; cytoplasm.
CCUGAGGGAGCCCGGGCUGCUGCUUCUGCUGCCAGCCGGGUUGCAGACAUGGAGGGCCAGAGUGGCUGCGGCAGCAGGAAGCCAAGGUCCCCAACAGGCCUGGGCUCCUUGCCUAUACCCCAUGGAGUUUCCCAAACUGAGGCCACCCCCAAGGUGGACUCAACCUUUCCGCUCCUCCCAGCAAAGGAGAUGGCAGCUUCAGUGCCCUUGGAACCUCGGUUGGCUCUGGCUCCCGUGGGGCCACGAGCCUCUCUGCCCCCUUCUCCGGAGGGGCCCAGGCUGCCUCUGGCAUCUCCCCAGCCCAUUCUGGUGCCACUGUCAAUCCCUGGAGGGCAGAAAACUAUUCCUGCCCCCCGAAGCUCUAGCCUGGCUCCGACAUCAGUGGGCCAUCUGGUGAUGUCUGCCUCAGCUGGGCCAAAACCCCCAGCAGUGAACCCCAGCUCGGUCCUGACUCCAACCUCACUGGGGCAACUGGUGAUGUCGGCUUCAGCUGGUCCGAGGUCCCCCCCAGGCACCCUGGGUCCUGGGCUGGCUGCAACAUCCAGAAGCCCAAAACAAGUGCCACCUACCACCGUGGGACCCAAGCCAGCACGGUCGGCUUCUGGUCUGAGCCUGGCCUUGACUUCUGAGGAGCACCCCCCACAGCGCCCCUCCAGCUCAUCUUCACUAUCCUGUCCAGUUCUGUCACCUUCUCAAGAGCAGGCUCUGGCUGGGGCAUCCAUGGCGUCAGUCCCUAUCUCUGGGGGGCAUAAAUCAGCAAAACAGAGGGAAGCCCUCAGGCCCCUCCUUCCUUCAGAGAGUCAUCUCCAGCCUCCAGAACAAGCCUCAGGUCCUGUGGGUUCCCCACCCUUGAUCCAAAGCCCCCCAGUCCCACGACUCUCCCCUUCCUUCAGAGCCCGGCCUGAGGUUCCCCGCAGCAGCCCUGAGGAGUCUGGCCUCCCCCGACCACCCCAGACCCUGCCCCUGGAUGGAGGACAGGGUCCUCUAGAUCCUGGUACCCGCUCCCCUGGACUUCUGUCCCCCACCUUCCGGCCAGGUGCCUCUACAUCCCAGACUGUGCCCCCACCUCUGCCUAAGCCUCCUCGGUCUCCGAGCCGCUCCCCCAGCCGCUCCCCCAACCGCCCUCCCUGUGUCCCCUUGAGCCCUGAGGCAACACCCAGACCUGGAACCCAGGCUGCAAGUCCUGGCAUUCAUCUGAGCCCCAGCCUUCAGCCUCGAGAAAUACCAGCGCCUGUCACCAGCUCUCCUUCUACAACUACAGUCACUUCCUCCUCUUCCUCCACUUCCUCCUCCUCCUGGUCAGCCCAACCUACCUGCAAAAAUGACCCCGGCUUCUGGAUCACCGUGGUCACGUGGAAUGUGGGCACUGCCAUGCCCCCAGACGAUGUCACCUCCCUCCUGCACCUGGGCUGCCACAGCGAUGACACCGAGGGGGCAGACAUGAUCGCCAUCGGAUUGCAAGAAGUGAAUUCCAUGAUCAACAAGCGACUCAAGGACGCGCUCUUCACGGACCAGUGGAGCGAGCUCUUUAUGGACGCGCUGGCACCCUUCAACUUCGUCCUGGUGAGCACAGUGCGAAUGCAGGGCGUCAUCCUGCUGCUGUUUGCCAAAUACUACCACCUGCCCUUCCUGCGGGAUGUGCAGACGGACUGCACGCGCACCGGCCUGGGGGGCUACUGGGGCAAUAAAGGUGGAGUGAGUGUGCGACUGGCAGCCUUCGGGCACAUGCUCUGCUUCCUGAACUGCCACCUGCCGGCCCACAUGGACAAAGCGGAGCAACGCAAGGACAAUUUCCAGACCAUCCUCAGCCUUCAGCAGUUCCCAGGACCCGGGGCUCACGGCAUCCUAGAUCAUGAUCUCGUGUUCUGGUUCGGGGACCUGAAUUUCCGCAUUGAGAGCUAUGAUCUGCACUUCGUCAAGCUUGCCAUCGACAACAAUCAACUCCAACAGCUCUGGGAGAAGGACCAGCUCAACAUGGCCAAGACUACCUGGCCCAUACUGAAGGGCUUCCAGGAGGGGCCCCUCAACUUUGCACCCACCUUCAAGUUUGACGUGGGUACUAACAAAUAUGACACCAGUGCCAAGAAACGCAAGCCAGCCUGGACAGACCGUAUCCUGUGGAAAGUCAAGACGCCAAGUGGGGGUCCCAGUCCCUCAGGCCGGGAGAGCCACCGGCUCCUCGUGACCCAGCACAGCUACCGAAGCCACAUGGAAUACACAGUCAGCGACCACAAACCUGUGGUGGCCCAGUUUGUCCUAAGGUUUGCCUUCAGGGAUGAUGUGCCAUUGGUGCGGCUGGAGGUGGCAGACGAGUGGGUGCGACCCGAGCAGGCUGUGGUGAGGUACCGCAUAGAAACUGUGUUCGCCCGGAGCUCCUGGGACUGGAUCGGCUUGUACCGGGUGGGUUUCCGCCACUGCAAGGACUAUGUGGCUUAUGUCUGGGCCAAACACGAAGAUGUGGAUGGGAGCGUCUACCAGGUGACAUUCAGUGAGGAGUCUUUACCCAAAGGCCAUGGAGACUUCAUCCUGGGCUACUACAGCCACACUCUCAGCAUGCUCAUUGGUGUCACCGAGCCCUUCCAGAUCUCGCUACCUACCUCCGAGGUGGCCAGCAGCAGCUCAGCCAGCUCGGGGGCCAGCUCGGAGGAGGAGGACGACAGCACCCUGGAGCUGUUGGCGCCCAAGUCCCGAAGUCCCAGCCCUGGCAAGUCCAAGAGGCACCGGAGCCGCAGCCCGGGUCUGGCCCGCUUCCCCAGCCUUGCACUGCGGCCCUCUUCCCGAGAACGCCGUGGGGCCAGCCGCAGCCCCUCGCCCCAGAGCCGCCGCCUGCCUCGGGUGGCCCCCAGCAGAAGCAACGAAGGCAGCAGCCAGGGCAGCUGUGAAGAGGGGUCCUCCGGGCUCCCGGGGCCCUGGGCCUUCCAGCCGUCUGUGCCUCGAAACCUGCACCUGCUGCCUGCCUUGCGCCUCGAGACGGUGGAUCCUGGUGGUGGAAGCACCUGGGAAGCAGAUCCGAAACUGCCAGCCCCUAGCAGCCAGUCUCCCAGCCCGCAGGGCCCGCAAGGGCUGGAGGAAGGGGGCCUGGGGCCCUGAGGGUGGCUGGGCAGGUGGACCCAGGUGGCCCCCAUCUGCCCCAUCUUCUGCAAUCCCACCUGCCUCCCUUCUGCUGUUGCUCCAGCUUUAUAUGCACCUGCCACUCUGUCCUGGUCAAGAGUGGCCAACAGGGGUUCCCCACCACACACUUGGUCGUGGCAUUCUGCUGUGAAAAUCAGUAGAGCCUUGUCUGGGCCCCCAUCUGGGGUGGGGGCGAGGACAGUCCUGAAGGUCAUCGAUUAGGAAUUAAAUUCUCUCACCUCACUCCAAUUCCAGGAGGGCGGUGGAGGGCCUCAGAGGCAGAAAGAUGUCAGGAGCGACAAUUAGCAGGCCCCAGCUGUAUACAUUCCAUGUGCUAUCUCCUUUAAUUUGCACCACCACCCAGAGUGGUGGUGUUGAGGGCAGUGCAAUCCUUAGACACAUUUCACAGGCAAACAAACUGAGGCCCCUCAAAAAUCAAGACCCAUUGGCACAAUUUGGUUGUGAGUUGGAGGAAGACCACGAUUCCAAAGGGAUGAGUGUUGUGCAUAUACUGGUUCUCAGAGCCCUCCUAGGAAGAAGGUUCUGUUUACUCUCUCUUGGUCAGAGGAGGCCUUGAAGGCUCAGAUUAGCAGAGGGAGGGCCCUUGUUCAAGGGACUGGGGGAAGUUUGGAUUUAGGUUUCAGGCAGAAAAACGUGAGCCCUGGUCAGGGCAGGGCAGGAAGGGCGCAGUGACUGUUAAGAGAAGGGGUGCCAGGGAGGAGGCGAGUUAGUGAGUCCCUCUAGUGUUCUGAUUCCAGAUUCAGACACACAUUCUGGGACAACCUUCACCCCCACCCCCUACCUGCUGGCUCAGGCCUCAGCAGGCAGGCGCCACAGCUCCCUGAGCAAACGUGUCCAUUUUGCAAUAAAGACAUAUGUGUCCCUCCUACUGUA